AAAAAUAGCAUGAAGCUAACUGGUCUUGUCCGAUGGCUCCUUCACGAGUCUUCCCCUAAGCCCUCUGUCACUCAAGAACCACCCGUUUCACCCUCUUCCUUCCUUCCUCCCUUCCUUCCUCGAAUGGAAAAGAAGAAACUACAAUCGAUCUAAAGAUUAAAAAUUAAAGAAAACUCUAAAAAAACUCCCCCUUUGGAAUAAAAAUGGUGAAGAAAAAGGUACCAGAUUGGCUCAACAGCUCUCUCUGGUCCUCCUCCUCCACCACCACCACCACCUCGUUCUCCUACUCCGACACCAAUCACUUCGACCACCACUCAUCCACCUCCGCCUCACCUCCAAUCGAUCCACCGCUACCUCCUGCCGCCACCAGAGACGAACAACAGCAUCCGCCUCGUCAUCAUCAUAAUUAUCAUCCGCGAAAACCUGACAUUAAAGAAGAUAAGCACUCAAAAAGCAGCAUCGUUAACGACAACAUCAGUAAUAAUAAUAGUAAUAAUUCUAUUAGUAAUAAUAAAAUAGAUAAUCGAAAAGCUGAUAAUACUGAGAGCUCUGCGGAGGAUAUUUCAAAUCAGGCUCUUCUUUUGACCGAGUUAUCAAGGAAGGUGAUAAAUAUGGGGGAAUUAAGGAGGAUAGCUUCUCAAGGGAUACCUGAUGGUGUUGGUAUUCGUUCCACGGUUUGGAAGCUCUUGUUGGGGUAUUUACCACCUGAUCGUUCGCUUUGGUCGUCUGAAUUGGCUAAGAAGAGAUCUCAGUACAAGCGAUUUAAAGAAGAGCUUUUGAUGAAUCCUUCAGAAAUAACAAGGAGGUUGGAGAAAAUGAUGGGUUUUGACAAUGAUGAUGCAAAAUCUGAAAGCCGUUAUGUGCUCUCAAGAUCAAAGAUAACUCAUGGGGAGCAUCCUUUGAGCCUUGGGAAGAGCAGCAUUUGGAAUAAAUUCUUUCAGGACUCAGAGAUUAUAGAGCAGAUUGAUCGAGAUGUGAAACGCACUCACCCGGACAUGCACUUCUUUUCUGGGGACUCAUCAUUUGCAAAAUCCAAUCAGGAGGCUUUGAGAAACAUACUGAUUGUAUUUGCAAAGUUAAAUCCGGGAAUACGAUAUGUUCAAGGGAUGAAUGAAAUUUUGGCACCUCUAUUUUACGUAUUCAAAAAUGACCCUGAUGAAGAAAUGGAGGCCUGUGCAGAAGCAGACACAUUUUUCUGCUUUGUCGAGUUAUUGAGUGGAUUCCGGGAUCAUUUCUGUCAGCAACUUGACAACAGUGUUGUGGGAAUUCGUUCAACUAUUACAAGAUUGUCGCAUCUUUUGAAGGAGCAUGAUGAAGAACUUUGGCGUCAUCUUGAGGUCACAACCAAAGUCAACCCCCAGUUUUAUUCAUUUCGGUGGAUUACUCUCCUCUUGACUCAGGAGUUCAAUUUCGCAGAUAGUAUUCACAUUUGGGACACACUUCUAAGUGACCCUGAGGGUCCUCAGGAAACUUUGCUUAGGGUAUGUUGUGCAAUGCUGAUUCUCGUUCGGAGGCGUCUACUAGCUGGGGAUUUCACUUCUAUUCUCAAGCUACUUCAGAACUACCCCCCAACAAACAUCAGUCAUUUGCUCUAUGUCGCAAACAAGUUGCGUGGUCAACCGUCACACUAAUUAUUUUUAGACACUUAAUUUUUGCCCUUCCUCGUUUUUGUUUGAGAAUUUAGUGAUUGUAAAUAAAUGCUGGUUUAAGGUAACAUGUAACUGAUAAGGAGAUGCUCCUUUGUCUCUUAGAUUUGUCAUGGUGGUGGUAGAGAGCUAUGUUUCUGAAUUCGGUUUUCUGUAGGUCAAGUAUUCUUUCGAUUAAAUGCAGAAAUGUCAGUUACAGGAUGAUA
Molecule: messenger RNA, 1852 nt
Organism: Populus trichocarpa (black cottonwood)
Lineage: Eukaryota; Viridiplantae; Streptophyta; Magnoliopsida; Malpighiales; Salicaceae
Exons: 9
Coding region: 204-1631 (475 amino acids)
Biological process (GO): intracellular protein transport; activation of GTPase activity
Molecular function (GO): GTPase activator activity
Source: RefSeq, a predicted model, not a curated record